AUCUCGUAUAAUUUCAACUGAAACACAACUUGAUGAAAAUAGUUUACAAUUAAAGCAAGCUAGUAGUGAGAUAACAAAAUAUCAACAAGAUGCAGAAACUUCAAAGAUGCGAUUUUCACAAUUACAUGAAUCACUUGAACAACAUUAUACAAUAUUUGAACAAAUCAACAAUGCAAUCACGACAGCAAAUGAAAGGACCAAUGAAUUAGAAAAUUUAUUGAGAAAAAGCAAAAAAGAGAAAACAAAGUUGGAAAGUAAAGUAGCUGCAUUAAAGAUUGAUUUGGAGAUUAAAGAAGAAGAAUUGAGUCAAGAAACUGAACGAGUUGAUAAAAUUGAAAAGUUGUUAGAAAAUGAACAAAAAGAAGGAAAGGUUUUGAGAUCCAUGUUGCAAGAAA
Racocetra fulgida is the source of this 395-nucleotide messenger RNA. Lineage: Eukaryota; Fungi; Glomeromycota; Glomeromycetes; Diversisporales; Gigasporaceae. The record is from the annotation of a GenBank genome assembly.